AUGACCGCCAUCAUGAAGUAUUUUCGUCGAUCCCAAGCAUCGGACUCAGGAGAGGAGAUUUACGGCACUGUCAACACAGAUGGUGAUGCGAAUUGGGGCAAUAUAUCUAUCACGGACGUACACGACAAGAACGGGAAUGCCGUGGAAAUUAAAGGAACAGAUUACCUUGGAGUUGCAUUCCUGUCGCCCGCUAAACUCUCAGAUGACAUCAGGGUCUCGACCGAUCCUUGGUGCGCCUUCAGCUUUGAGAAGAGCAGUCAUCCUAGCGGCGACGAUUUGGAAGUCCACGUCAAGUUCACCUUUCAGCCUAGUUCGUCUGACCGCUCCGACGGGUUCAGAGUCGUGGACUUUCACUUUUCUAUGGCCGGUGAUCCUACAGAUGAGCACUACGAGAAUUCGGUGCGUCUAUGGAAAAACUAUCUGCCUGACGUAAGCGGCACUGUCCCAAUCGCUUGUGAUCCUCGACCAGAUGGGAUCACCGCGGACAGCCAGGCGCUGUUCUUUGAAAACGACGAUGGAGUAUUUAUGAAAGACGUGCCAUUCGGUGUGACGACUGAAGUCGAUUUGAACCGGGGCACAUACGAAAUUACAGCCUCGGAGUUAUUCACGGAUGAUGAAACCAUCGUUGCCAUUGCAAAGGUUCAGCCAGCCCAAGUGGAAGUUGAAGAGGGAAAGACAGCCCCGACUAUCAAUGUGACGUACGCCGUUCAACAUUACAGCUCGACAGACGUUGUGAUUGACAACAUCUCUGGGCUCGAGGGAGAGGAAGUGCAUGUCACGUUCAGCAACGCAGAAAACCCGCUCUACGACUUCUGGAGCCUGGUCCCAGGAACCACGAAACCGCGUCGCGUCCUCCCGCCAACAGGAGAUGCAACAAUCAGCGUAGAUCCAAUUAUUGUGAACAACAUCCAAUAUGACUUCACUCGAAAGGAGAUUGAUUUAUCACGCAAUACACCCAUCAGCUUCACGGCUGACGAUGUGAAGCAGCAUGAGAUUCAAGUACCGGGUGCUGUCAAGCUUCCCAUCAAGCUGAAGAAGCAAGACUCAAUAACCGCAGGAGCAUUGACAGUGCACCUCAUGGAAAAGACGUCCCGCUUUAUUUACACAAACAGAGUGGAUAUGCAGGACGAAGCUCCCCAAUUCCCAGUGCUGGUGGGGCCCGGGGACUACGAAGUGCAGGUACAUCGGUUCAUUGCAGAUGGAGUUCUGUACAAAGUUACAUCUGACCCCACUCUCACUGUCAGCGAAGAUGGCAACACAGUGCUGGAUUUGAGUAUCGAUGUUGCUGUGAAUCUAAACGUCCCUGGAUUCCCUAACUUCCUAAGUUUCGGUGGUUGCACCCGGGACCUCAGUAGACCUUCAACGUUCGACGAGAGUGAUGACGACCUCACAAACUUUGUGCAGGCUGGCGCGUCGUCAAUCUUCAAAUAUGCUGGCUUACGUGGUAACGGCGACCCUGAUGAUGAUAUCACAAAAGAGGAAGAAUGUACACCAAAAGUCAUAGAAUUUGCCCGUGACAUCGAAAAAGCUAUUGGUACUGAUCACACUGUUCUGCCAGUGCUGAUAUCAUAUACCUGCAACUUCUCCGGUGGGGAGGAUGUUCUACUUUGCACUACGAAGCACAAACACAGCCUUGGAAACCUCAUUCAGGCGCUACAGCUUCUCAUGGACUUUGAGGAGGCCCCACGCCCUCUACGCGCCGCGUGGAUCUUCAACCCCGAUUUUAUUGGCGAGUGCCAGAAGCGCGGCUACACGGCGGACUCCGAAGUGCGAUUUCUCGAUUCACUAAAAGAAGCUUUGAAGUUCCGGAAUGAAGAACACAUGAUCGACCUUAUUCCGGAAGACAUCGACAACACCAUUCGUGGAUAUGUGCGUGCACUGCACUGGCUGGUGCGGACUAUGACGAAGGACCCACAAACUGGAAAACCUGCCGUUUCGCUUGGGUGGCAGGUUAAUCUCUGGGCGGGAGAAAAAAUCAGCGCGUUGUGGAUAUACAAAGACGAGAAUGUGGCCCCUGAAGAAGCCAAAAAAACAGCAGACUAUUUGGAUGCUAUUGGGGUAUGGCCCAAAACAGUCCCGGAGAAGGCUGAUGAUGAGCUUCCCCCUGUCGACUUCUUAGCCGUCGACCGGUGGGAACGUGACGACCUCACAUCAGCAAGCUAUCCCGUGCACUUUUGCUUUGCCCCACGCGAAUGGAGCCGAUACCUCGAUUUCUGUGAAGCGCUCAGCAUGGAACUGCAUGCCCCGGUGAUGCCCUGGCAGAUCUCAGCAGCCCGCACGCCCAUCGUUGAGGAUGAUGUCAAGGAGGAUUUUCCGACAGCGCAACAUUGGGGCACGGGAGGUAGCUACUUUCUGGGCGAUCCCAGUGUUGGCUCCGGCUACCGCAAUAUUCACAAGAGUAUCCUGGCGUUGAAGUUGGAUGCACUUUUUUACAACGCUAAAUCCGUGGAAGAGCUGUUCCAGCGCUCCCAGCCAUUUGACCUAACGGUCCCAGGCUAUCAUGAUCUCCCUUUGCGGGGAAUGUUUUCGGUGCUGCUUGGUGGAGGCGACACAACCGGCAUUGUGAACAGUCUUCCUGCUGGCAGUGGUGAGAGACAGGCUGCCUGGGUACGGGAGAAGCUGGCCGAGUAUAGCAAGAACCCCAUUUACUUCCAAACUGACUGA
Molecule: messenger RNA, 2664 nt
Organism: Aspergillus welwitschiae
Lineage: Eukaryota; Fungi; Ascomycota; Eurotiomycetes; Eurotiales; Aspergillaceae
Exons: 1
Coding region: 1-2664 (887 amino acids)
Source: RefSeq, a predicted model, not a curated record